This is a messenger RNA of Physcomitrium patens, 574 nucleotides long. RefSeq names its product small ribosomal subunit protein eS28. Gene Ontology annotation, biological process: ribosomal small subunit assembly; translation; maturation of SSU-rRNA. The record is from RefSeq and is a predicted model, not a curated record. Gene Ontology annotation, cellular component: ribosome; cytosolic small ribosomal subunit. Gene Ontology annotation, molecular function: structural constituent of ribosome. NCBI's taxonomy places the organism in Eukaryota, Viridiplantae, Streptophyta, Bryopsida, Funariales, Funariaceae.
AGCCACAGGCCAAGCCCGGCCAAGCCAAGCCAAGCCCUAGAGCUAGAAGAAAGAGAAGCUCUGUUGUGGCCAGAUCUCUUUCGCCAUCUUUCGUGAGUCUGCGGCUUCGCGCCUCGGCCCCUUUGUUUGUCAACUCGCUCUCUCGCUCGACUACAUUAUGGAUACCGCCGUGAAGUUGGCUAUUGUGAUGAAGGUGAUCGGGCGUACUGGGUCCCGAGGUCAGGUGACCCAGGUGCGCGUUAAGUUCUUGGAUGACCAGAACCGUCUCAUCAUGCGCAACGUCAAGGGACCCGUGCGUGAAGGUGACAUUCUGACUCUCCUCGAGUCUGAGCGUGAAGCAAGAAGGUUGCGGUAAGGAACAGUCUGCAAUGGCAAUUCAAUGAUGCAGUAUCGGAAGUUCAAUAGUGGUAAUAUGUACCAUUGGUCUUCACAGCUUGAGUUUCUCAAGUUUUGGCUGGCCUCAUACCGGAAAAUGUAGCUCCAUACAUGAACAUGUUCACAGAAAGCUCCACUCAGCCUACACGGCAUAUUCUGGCAUUUUUAUGAAUUGAGGAUCUAUUCACUUUCUUCGAGA